This is a messenger RNA of Tauraco erythrolophus (red-crested turaco), 2862 nucleotides long. The record is from RefSeq and is a predicted model, not a curated record. Lineage: Eukaryota; Metazoa; Chordata; Aves; Musophagiformes; Musophagidae.
AUGACACCUUUCCUCCCUUUAUCUCUUCCAGGUUUUGGUCGGAAGGAUGUAGUUGAAUAUUUACUUCAAAGCGGUGCCAAUGUCCAUGCGCGAGAUGAUGGAGGCCUUAUUCCUCUUCACAACGCUUGCUCUUUCGGUCAUGCCGAAGUUGUCAAUCUUCUGUUGCGGCAUGGUGCAGAUCCCAACGCUCGGGAUAAUUGGAAUUACACUCCCCUUCAUGAAGCUGCCAUUAAGGGCAAGACAGAUGUCUGCAUUGUACUGCUGCAGCAUGGUGCUGAACCAACCAUCCGGAACACAGAUGGACGAACAGCUUUGGAUUUAGCAGACCCGUCUGCAAAAGCCGUGCUGACUGGUGAAUACAAGAAAGAUGAACUCUUAGAAAGUGCCAGGAGUGGAAAUGAGGAAAAGAUGAUGUCUCUUCUUACACCAUUAAAUGUUAACUGUCAUGCAAGUGAUGGCAGAAAGUCUACUCCUUUACAUUUAGCAGCUGGGUACAACCGUGUAAAAAUAGUACAGCUCUUGCUGCAGCAUGGGGCUGAUGUACAUGCUAAGGAUAAAGGAGAUUUGGUGCCACUUCACAAUGCCUGUUCCUAUGGUCAUUAUGAAGUAACAGAGCUUCUAGUAAAGCAUGGAGCAUGUGUGAAUGCAAUGGAUCUGUGGCAAUUCACCCCUCUGCAUGAAGCAGCUUCUAAGAACAGGGUGGAAGUAUGUUCUCUUUUGUUAAGUUAUGGUGCUGACCCAACGCUGUUGAACUGUCACAACAAAAGCACCAUUGAUUUGGCUCCAACACCCCAAUUGAAAGAACGAUUAGCAUAUGAAUUCAAAGGUCACUCACUGCUACAGGCUGCAAGAGAAUCGGAUGUAGCUCGUAUAAAGAAACAUCUUUCUUUGGAGACAGUGAACUUCAAGCAUCCUCAAACACAUGAGACAGCAUUGCACUGUGCUGCUGCAUCUCCAUAUCCUAAGAGAAAACAAGUAUGUGAAUUGCUGCUGAGGAAAGGAGCAAACAUCAACGAAAAAACAAAAGACUUCUUGACUCCUCUGCAUGUGGCAUCAGAAAAGGCUCAUAAUGAUGUUGUUGAAGUAGUUGUGAAACAUGAAGCUAAGGUUAAUGCAUUAGAUAAUCUUGGCCAGACCUCUCUCCAUAGAGCAGCACAUUGCGGUCAUCUUCAGACGUGCAGGUUGCUGUUGAGUUCUGGAUGUGAUCCUUCCAUUGUGUCUCUGCAGGGCUUUACAGCCUUACAAAUGGGGACUGAAAGUGUGCAACAGCUACUACAAGAAGGUAUCCCAUUAGGUAAUUCUGAUGCAGAUCGACAGUUGCUGGAGGCUGCAAAGGCUGGAGAUGUGGAUACUGUAAAAAAACUAUGCACGAUUCAAAGUGUGAACUGCAGAGAUAUUGAAGGACGUCAGUCUACACCACUUCAUUUUGCAGCUGGAUACAAUAGGGUGUCUGUUGUUGAAUAUCUUCUUCAGCAUGGAGCUGAUGUGCAUGCAAAAGAUAAGGGAGGACUUGUCCCUUUACAUAAUGCUUGCUCGUAUGGUCACUAUGAAGUUGCAGAACUGCUGGUUAAACAUGGUGCAGUUGUCAAUGUAGCUGACUUGUGGAAAUUCACUCCCUUGCAUGAAGCUGCGGCAAAAGGAAAAUACGAGAUUUGCAAACUGCUGUUACAGCAUGGAGCUGACCCAACGAAGAAAAACAGAGAUGGAAAUACUCCUCUAGACCUUGUUAAAGAUGGUGAUACUGAUAUUCAAGACCUACUUAGAGGAGAUGCAGCUCUACUAGAUGCUGCAAAGAAAGGCUGUUUGGCCCGAGUGAAAAAGCUGUGUUCACCUGACAAUGUCAACUGUCGAGACACGCAAGGACGGCAUUCAACACCACUACAUUUAGCAGCUGGUUACAACAAUUUGGAGGUUGCAGAGUACCUAUUACAGCAUGGAGCAGAUGUGAAUGCACAGGAUAAAGGAGGUUUGAUUCCUCUGCAUAAUGCGGCAUCUUAUGGGCAUGUUGAUGUAGCAGCUUUACUCAUAAAGUAUAAUGCAUGUGUGAAUGCUACAGACAAAUGGGCUUUCACACCUCUGCAUGAAGCAGCCCAGAAAGGAAGGACACAGCUUUGUGCCUUGUUACUGGCGCAUGGGGCUGAUCCUACUCUGAAAAACCAAGAAGGACAAACACCAUUGGACCUGGUCACUGCAGAUGAUGUCAGCGCAUUAUUGACAGCAGCAAUGCCUCCUUCCGCCUUACCGACCUGCUACAAACCUCAAGUUAUAAGUGUGUCUCAGACUACAGGUUCUGCAGCUGAUUCCCUGUCUUCUGUUCCAUCCAGUCCAUCGAGUCUGUCAGCUGCAAGUAGUCUUGACAACUUGUCGGGUAGUUUUUCUGAACUUCCUUCUGUUGUUGGUACAAACAGUGCAGAGGGAGCUACUGUUCUGGAGAAGAAAGAAGUUUCAGGUGUAGAUUUUAGCAUAAAUCAAUUUGUGCGGAACCUUGGCCUUGAACAUCUAAUUGACAUCUUUGAGAGAGAACAGAUAACACUGGAUGUAUUGGUUGAAAUGGGACACAAAGAAUUGAAGGAAAUUGGAAUUAAUGCUUAUGGCCAUAGGCAUAAAAUCAUUAAAGGAGUUGAAAGACUUAUUUCUGGACAGCAAGGACUUAACCCAUACCUGACUCUAAAUAAUUCUGGUAGUGGAACUAUUCUCAUUGAUCUUUCCACUGAAGAUAAGGAAUUUCAAUCGGUAGAAGAAGAGAUGCAGAGUACUGUCCGGGAGCAUAGAGACGGAGGGCAUGCUGGUGGAGUCUUCAAUAGAUACAACAUCUUAAAGGUAGCUGUUGUGUUUUUAUGGUCGAUGGUUAUACCUUUAGAG